UGUUGAAUUAGAGCCUUAUUUGCUGUAAAUGUCUCUUACGUUAGAAAUAAUUGAUGACAUCGGAGACACUAUGGAUCAGACCAAUGAUCGACUGCUGAGGAAUACGAGAAAUAUACAAAAAGUCAACAGAAAAGCAGGCACUUGUGGCGUUUCGACAAUUCCUAACCAUUGCUUCACUAAUACGUCGUGGGCCCGAUAUAUGUUGAUAUCCUAA
Messenger RNA from Oppiella nova, 214 nucleotides. NCBI's taxonomy places the organism in Eukaryota, Metazoa, Arthropoda, Arachnida, Sarcoptiformes, Oppiidae. The record is from the annotation of a GenBank genome assembly.